This is a messenger RNA of Tarenaya hassleriana, 678 nucleotides long. RefSeq lists its product as uncharacterized. The transcript has 2 exons. The coding region runs from base 1 to 678 and encodes 225 amino acids. The record is from RefSeq and is a predicted model, not a curated record. Lineage: Eukaryota; Viridiplantae; Streptophyta; Magnoliopsida; Brassicales; Cleomaceae.
AUGGCAAACGUAUCCAGUGACAGUUCGGUUUAUAGGAUGAUCCAGCAGAUUCAAGAUCGUCUCACACGACUUGAGGAGGUGAGCGAACCCGUGGAAUCUGCUAGGGAGCUAAACAAACAAAGUGAGGGGAAGAGAACCAUGCCUAAAAAUCUAAAGAGGCCUCACCAUGAACCCCUCGAUGAUGGCCGAUUCAAGGAUCCAUAUGACCGAGAAUAUCGUCGACCAACUCGUGAUGAGAGGGCUGAUCCAAAGUUCAAACCUUUCGUGUUUACUGGAAAGGAGGAGCCUGAGGUUUAUCUUGAGUGGGAGCGCCAAAUGGAUGCCAAUUUCGAAUGUUAUUCCUUGACGAACCGAAGGAAGAUUCAAUAUGCGGCUGCCCAUCUUGCCGAAGAUGCCAUCACAUGGUGGGAACAAGAAGAAAGCAAUCGACGCCGUGCACAUUAUGAUCCGGUUUCCACUUGGAAGGAGAUGAAAAUCCUCAUGCGAAAAAGGGACCAAGAUCAUUUGGCACGAGAAUGUCCCAACCAACGAGAAAUCAUCAUCGAGGAUAACGGGGAAUCAAAGUCCAUAGUUGAGGAUAUGGUAAAUCUUGAAGAGACGUAUGAGGUUAUGUCCAAGAAGGAAAUAGAGUACGUGAAUGAAGAGAAAGAGGAGCCGUCGAAGAUCCCGACCUCGUGA